Penicillium manginii is the source of this 1281-nucleotide messenger RNA. RefSeq names its product NAD(P)/FAD-dependent oxidoreductase. Gene Ontology annotation, molecular function: sarcosine oxidase activity; proline dehydrogenase activity; L-pipecolate oxidase activity. The record is from RefSeq and is a predicted model, not a curated record. The transcript has 4 exons. Bases 1 to 1281 code for a protein of 426 amino acids. Lineage: Eukaryota; Fungi; Ascomycota; Eurotiomycetes; Eurotiales; Aspergillaceae.
AUGGAGAAGAACGCUAAAAUUGUCAUCAUCGGGGCCGGAAUAUUUGGGCUCUCUACAGCCUAUCAGCUUGCGUCUGAAGGUCACCAAAACAUCGUCGUUCUCGACCGGCACAUGCCACCAGUACCGGAUGGAUCUAGCUCUGAUAUCUCGAGGGUUGUUCGCUUUGAUUAUGCCGAUGACGACUACCUUGACCUUGCCUAUGAGGCCUAUGUGAAGUGGCGGGACGAUGUUAAAUACAAAGGCAUCUUUGAACGCGCUGGAUAUAUCCUUGCCGGCGAGACUAAUGGCCAGGAAUGGAUUACCAAGACGAUGUCUGCACUUAAAAAGAAGAAUUUGCCAUGGAAAAAGCUUGAAAAUGCUGCAGCGGCGAAAAAAGAAUAUCCUAUGCUAUCAGGAGAGCUUGCGACCCCAGGGUUUUUCGGUUAUCACAAUCAACAGGCUGGGUGGGCGGACGCCGCCAAAGCAGUUAGCCAGCUUCGAGAUGAUUGUUUCGAACUUGGUGUUUCCUUCAUCGCUGGUCGAAGCGGAACUGUGAUUGAUUUCGAAACUGAUUCGAAAAAAUCUAUUAAGGCUGCUCUGACACUUGAUGGUAAUCGAGUAAUAGGUGACCAUUUUAUUUUGUCGACCGGGGCCUGGACUUCGGGCCUAGUUUCUAUGUAUAACUCUGUCUUAUCGACAGGACAUGUCAUCGGAUAUAAGAGAUUCAGAAGUACGAAAGUCUUCCUAUCUAUGCAAACUUCUCGACUGGAUGGUUUAACUUCCCCCUCCCACCGAGAUACCGGCAUGCUAAAGAUGGCAAUCCAUGGAUGGGGAUACACACGUACCCCUAGAAAAGAAGAUCUUACUGCUGUUCGAUCCAAUAUUUCGUCUCCGCCACUUAUUCCGCCUCGAGAACGACGAAACUUUGUCCCGCGGGACGGUGAGGCCCGUUUACGAGAAGGUCUGCGCGAGAUUCUUCCAGAACUGGCUGACAGGCCAUUCCAUAAACUUGCACUCUGCUGGUACACGGAUACCCCAAGUGGCAACUUCAUCAUGGACUAUCAUCCAGAUUAUGCCAACCUAUUUGUCGGAGGAGCUGGCAGUGGACAUGCGUUCAAAUUUCUUCCUGUACUUGGGAAAUACAUGUCACUUGCCCUGAAGAAGAAGCUACCUGAACAGCUUGCGCAAAAAUGGCGCUUCCGAGAGGAGUACGCAUCGCAGACCGACACAUUUCUAGGCGAUGGCAGCCGCGGAGGACCGGCUAGACGAGAAUUGGACACUGAGGAAAAGGCCAAGCUGUAG